Molecule: messenger RNA, 5247 nt
Organism: Anopheles moucheti
Lineage: Eukaryota; Metazoa; Arthropoda; Insecta; Diptera; Culicidae
Product: serine-rich adhesin for platelets
Exons: 5
Coding region: 776-4042 (1088 amino acids)
Biological process (GO): regulation of transcription by RNA polymerase II
Cellular component (GO): chromosome
Molecular function (GO): chromatin insulator sequence binding
Source: RefSeq, a predicted model, not a curated record
AGUCGCGCGUCUUCGUCCUCAGCGCGCAUCGGGGUCACGCCGUUUGACGUCCGCCGCCGGGGCUGGCUGCAGGUCGAAAUAAUUGUUGAGCCGUUUCCGCGAGAAAGAGUUGCAGUUUUUUUGCUGGCGGAUCGAAUCGAACGUCUUCCCGUCAACACAGUGUUGGGGGGGUCGUGGUGCGGCAUCUUGCACACCGGAGACACGGAGCGGAUAUAACCAGGCUGCGCGGCCCUCUCCGUAACAGUACCAGAGCCAGGAUUGUUGGCGUUGUGAGCCAGCGAACGAUCAAAGUUGGCUGAGUAGUUUCACGCUAAAGAUAAAGCAACACAGUUGCUGAAUCUUUCAUCGUGCAGAUUCCACACGAGCUACAUCAUCGUUCACAUCGAUGCCGCUAGCAGCUACCGCACGCAUUCCAUCAUUCGGUUACGGAUUGCAAACAACUUCAAGAAGGCGAAGGAGACGACGAGCAGUGAGAUCAACCCGGCAACAAUAGUUGCAACAUCUGUGCUAAGAAAGUUUUCCCGACCAGCUUCCGAGAGCGAAACAAACGCAUAAAAGGUGCAGAUUAAGAAAUAGCCAAGCGUCAACAAAAAGUAUCAACCAGUCGACGCGAAGUGUGUGCCGGAAAAAACCGGAAGCUAUCGGGCAAAAAAAGUAGAUAUAUCGUAAAGAACGGCUCAGUUCCAGUUACUUUCACGCUUAAACGCGUGCACUAUAUCGCUAUUAGUGUGCGGAGAACAAAAAACCAUCGCAAAGGGAACGGAACGCAGCAAAGAUGCAGAAGAAAAUAAUACAACAGACGACGAUACCGUCGCAAGUGCGGAAGAUUUUCACGACAUCAGCCAACCAUCAAACGCAGCAACAGUCGAACAUGCAGCUGAACAUGGCAAAAAAGAUCAACAGUCUGCUGCAGAGCGGUUCGGUCAGUGUGACAGGCAUUCCAUCCGGCCAGCAGCGUGUUUUGCCGAAGAAGCCAAUGCCAUCAUCAACGGGUGUUAUGAUCUCGAACAGCAAUAGCAGCAGUUUUGCGACGAGGCAGCAAAAAUGUUACAUCUGCGGUGAAAACGCGGGUCUAAACGCGACUGUCCUAUCCGAAGCAUCGACCACAACAACGCAAACCGAGUACGUGAUCAAGCUGGCGAAAUUGAUCGGACCGGACUAUUCGGUCGUGCUGACGAGGGAUGACGUCAUUUGUCGCCGGUGUAUUAUGCUGCUGAAUCAGGUGGAUAAGAUAGAAUCGGAGCUGGACACACUACGCGGUACGUUGCUUAGUUUCAUCCAUAAAAAGAACAACAUCCCGGAUGAUGGAGAUGUAUCGGGUUUGGUUGGUUCACCACCGGCUAAGAUGCCGAAGCUAACGCCCAUUAGUACGUCUGGUACGGGCGGAACGGUCGCAACACCAGCCGGUAACAUAACGUACAGCGUAAAAACGAUUGCCGGCCAGCAACAGAUGGUCGAUGCUAAUACCUCCGGUGCCAGCUCUGAUCUGAACACUAGCAACACGUCGGAUGUCGAAGCUCAGCUUACGAGCAUGUUCGAGAAGAAUGCCUCGUCGCCGGGCACGUCUGGCCAGCUGACGACGAAGCAGCACAUUGUGGUAACCUCAAACAACGGCGGCACGGUAAGCGUGGGAGAAAACGCACAGGGUGGCAUGGGUGCCAACCGGAAGGGUACCAAGCUGUACAAGUGUAUACCGUGCGGAUUCAAAACGGCUGACCUAGCCCAAUUCCAACCACAUUACGCAACCUGUCAGCCACGGAAUAAUGCCCUAGCGGCCCAAAACGCUAGUGCGGUAAACACUUCCACAACCACCACCACCACAACCACCGGGUACCGAUGCCGAACGUGUAAGCUUUUGUUUGCCAAUGUCACCCUGCUGAAACAACACAUGAUGCAGGAACAUCAGCAACAGUUGCACCAGCCGCAUCAGAAAACCAUUGUCACCACAUCAUCAUCCGGCGGUGUGACGGCACAGGACCAGCAGCAUGGUGCGACCGCUGCUGCAACCACCACCUUGUACUCCUGCACCGUGUGCAAUGCCUUCAAGACGCCGGACAAGCAGACGUAUGAUGACCACUUGCGGAAGCACAUCAAGUUAAAGCCGUUCAAGUGUCGCGUCUGUCUGAUGCGCUUCGAAUCCCGCGAACAGGCGUCGAUCCAUGCGAAACAGCACCAGCCGGACUAUUUCAAGUGUGGCAUUUGUAAUGUGACUUUCAGCAAGCGCGAACAACUGAUGAACCAUCUCGAGGUGCACGAGCCAGCAAAGAAGAGCGCGAAACAACCAGCACAGCAACAGGAACAACAGCAGCAGCAUCAUCAACCGCAGCAGCCGCAACAACAACAGCAGCAGCAACAGCAACAGACAGGAGAUUCCUCUACGCAGAAACUGUUGCAAGAAUCGAUCGAUGAGGCGUUACGGGACUCGAUCGCCGAUUCAAAGGUGAUCGAAUUCCACACUUGCAAUUCCUGUUCGCUCACCUUCCUGAGCGAAAAGCUGUACACGCAGCACAUUAAGACGCACGCACACGCCACGGCAACCACACCGGCGGUCGUUACGACAGGGUUGGCACUGCAGCAACAGCAGUCACACCAAGGGCAGUCGCAACAGCUGCUGCUGACAAACAGCACUACCGCGGGCAGGAAAUCGAUGGCAGGAGCAAACAGUGCAACAACUACGACCGGUGAUGGUGGCGUCAGUAGUACGAAGAUUCUUACCACGAGCACCACGACUAGCGGUGGAAACGCCGGUUCUAACACCAUUUCCGACGGUGAUCUCGAAAGCAUCUUCGAACGUAUGCACUCCGACUCGAAGGGGAACGAAUCGAGCGCAACGGGAACGACGUCGGAGAGUGGUGGCAGUAUGGUUAUAACCAAUCAGGACGGUACGACGGGUAACAUUACGUUCAACAUUACACUACCCCAGCAAGAGGAAGGAACGUUCGUACAGCAGCAACAGGAUCACCAACAGUCGGUCGGUAUCGAUAUGCCUACGCUCGAUCAGGGUGAUGAUCAGCAGCAACAACCACAGCAGAAAGAGCAACUCCAAAACAUGCCCGUCAGCAUGCCAAGCCUGGAUGAUGAUGGCGAGCAGUCGCAAAACAGUCAAAACUCCAACACGGAAAACGUACCGAUGGAGCUUGAAGAUAUGCAGAGCGGCGAAGGGCAGCAAAUUAAUUUGAUCCUCAACGAUGGACAGGUGCUGCAGCUCGACAAUCACAUCCUGACGACGGACGCGGAAGGUAACCAGAUACUGGUGCAGGGCACGGACACAGAACAGAUCCAGCAGCUGCUGCAGAGCGUCGGUGUGGUGAUGCAGGGCGGUGAAGGUCUUGGUGAGGGUGAAACGUUGCAAAUGAUUAGCGGCGAUGGAAACAACCAGAUGAUCCUCGUACAAGGCGCGGACGGACAGGAGCAGCUAAUUGACGCCUCGCUGCUCAACGCGGACGGUAACAUCGUCAUUCAGCAAUCCCAGGAAGGAGAACUGAACGCGGAAGGUACACACAUUACGACUGAGGACGGUUUGCAGAUACCGGUGUCGGUUGCGUUCACCACGUCCGGUGAAGCCGGUCACGAAGGUCAAUUGACGGUAUCCGUAGCAGACGGUAGCGAGCAGCAGUUGCAGCUGCAUCUGCAACAAACCGGUGCCGGUGAAGGCGACGAACAGCAUGCCGAUGAGACGGACGAGCAACAUCAUCAACAGCAGGGAGCGAUCCUGACGGAGAGUGGACAAAUUAUCAUCCAGUCGAAGGAACACGAGGAAGAAGAGGGCGCAAAGACCGCCGAAGAGAACGGAUCGGCAAACGACUCCAUCGCGAGCGAUGGUGUCUCUGCGGAGGGUGGCAGUCAAACGAAUGGUGGUGGUGUCGAAACGACGGCUAUGACACUGGCCGGUAGCUCGAAUGGAACAGUUACCACCACAACGACGACCACCACCGGGACGGCUUCGAACGCGGUAUCGUCAGCUAGUGCCGGUGAGGAUCAGAUGUUUAACUUUGACGAACUAAUCCAACCGCAGAUCGUAGUAAAGCAGCAAGUGAAAUAGGUUUUCAUAUGAUUAGAACCGUUUACUCCAACCUCUCUUUUGCGAGGAGCGUGACGAAAUGGGCGUUUUUAAAGAUUGCAGAUCGGCGGCGGCAACGAGUGGCCCUAAAAGGCGGGAUUGUGGCCCCCUUUACUCCACACUGCAUCAGCACGCAUCCGUGUGAGCUCUCCCAUACUAGCGGCUCCCAGGAACAGAGCGAUGAUCUGUUAAACAGAGAGUGGAGCUACAAAUAGAUCAAGGGAAAAUGAAUGACAAGCCAAGAUGAUGAUGUGUACAGGCUUUAAUGUAGGAGUGUUUUUGUUUUAAGAAUUCACGGAGUAGAUCACAUUGUAAAUAUUACAUCCACUUCUUGCUAUACAUUAUUAUAUCGUUUCUAAGUGCGCACGCAGAGCCGGCGGUGCUGAUGGAUGUAAACACAAAAACAUGAUCGAAUAGGUUUAUGUAAAACAAGGGCAGAUGUCAGCGGUGUAGAAUACAAUAGAGGAAUACAUAAUGUAAGCAUUAUGGUAUAGCACUUUGAUGGUGUGUAGUCCAUCCCCUUGACAGCCGCGGUAACAGAAGAUCAAGUAACGAAAGCAUUAAGGCUAUUGUUAUUAUCAGUAGCGGAACACAUGCAACAAACGCCCUUUCGUACAUGCACAUGAACAAGUUGAGGCUGUUGUUUUGGGUUUUCUCUAAUGGAAGGGAAAUACCGGUAAAGACAAGACACACACACGCGCGUGUUGUUUGAUCUGUUUGCUGCGCACUAAGGAUCAUACCCGCAGCAGUAGUGUUGCUUUUAUCAAAUAGGAUAACAGGUUCCCUAACCCACACCUUGAAGUGUGUUGUGCUAAUAUUUUAGCUCAGGUUAACCUGCAGCACUUAAGAACAUCCUAAAUGCGAGGCAGUUCCCUCACAAACACACAACACAAGCGAAUGUUAACGAUUCAUUCGGACAUUAGAUUUAUUGAUGAUCGUGUAAUGCAGAAAACAGCCACGUGAAUGAGAGAGAGGAAAGUGCGCUACGCUACAAAGCAGGGCGCCGAAAACAAUAGAGUUUAAUGUAAACAGAGAAAACAUAUGGCAAAGCAUGAUGUCUGCCUAUAUUAAUUUCAUUUGCCUUUUUUUUUUACUUUUCGGUUUGUUCAACACACUUUUCUUAUCCCUCAAUUUUUUUUACACUAAUCUUACUAUUAUUAUUACAAAAAAUAGUAUUAAGCAUAACA